Molecule: messenger RNA, 1116 nt
Organism: Phytomonas sp. Hart1
Lineage: Eukaryota; Euglenozoa; Kinetoplastea; Trypanosomatida; Trypanosomatidae
Source: the annotation of a GenBank genome assembly
AUGCGCGAUGUAAAUAUCAAUCACUCAUAUGCGGUUUUCAAAACGUUUUCGGUUGAGCCAAACAUUAACAAUGAAAUCUGCGAGAAGGAAUCGUAUAUCCCUUACUUCUUUGUUCUGAUUGCCGCGCGUGAAAUGGGAUAUUACCCUAGUUCCUCACAGAUUGAAUCAUUCUUGACACGUAUUCCUUCCUCUUCGGACGGUGGAAUUUAUUUUUCGCAAUUUUUGCAGCUUUGUGAGGAGCUUGUAGACACACGUGACAUGUGCAUGGCUGCCGUACAUCAAUUCGCGUACGAACUAGAGAAUAAGAAUGGAAGUAGUAUAUUCACAACUAAAGAGUUGAUUGGUACGUUAAAUUCACCGGCAUCUUCAAUGUCUCAACAAGAAAUUGAGGCGGUAAUUAGAUUGCUAGAUCCAAAGCAAACCAAUCACGUCUCUUUAGAGGCGUUGGUGAUUGUGUUAAUGCGCCAUCAGCGCCCAUUAGGUGAAAUGCCCUGCCGAGAUAUUAUUUCGCGGGGUACUGAUGUUCAGUUAGUUAAAAGUGAGCAUUCAGUGAUACCCUUUUCUCAACUGUCUAAGGACUCGUUUAACAGUAAUAAUGCAAAUGUUUUUGAGUUGUCUCCAUCUUCCAUACAUAAGGCUUCGUAUCUCUCAAUAAUGCCCCCCAACCACAAGAAAGUGAUACACCAUAUGGAUGCGCAGGAGUCUGAAAACGACCACAACCUUCAGCAUACUGAUCUUUACUCACACAUAGCGUCGCAUGUUGAUUUAAAAGCCUCAUCCACCUCAAAGCAUCAUUUUGUACGUAGCCCAACUGAUAUGAACAUGACAGUUGACCCAUCGACAGGGUCUCAGAAAUUACAGAGAAACACAGGUGGUUCUAAUCUUAAAAAGAACGGCAACAUACCAAUAUCAUCCUCUCUUAGUGAAGCUAACACUAAUACUUUAAAUAACUUGAGGAAAGAUCGGAAUCAUAAUUCUCCUUCGACACGAAGGAUUUGCGAUUUAUCUGGUAAUGCUUCUACUUUGGGAACCCCUUCUACAUCAAAGGGGAAAAAUUAUGAGCUGUUAACGAAAAAAACAAAAGAUAACCGACCGAGUUGUUGCAUCAUAUGUUAA